Messenger RNA from Staurois parvus, 247 nucleotides. Lineage: Eukaryota; Metazoa; Chordata; Amphibia; Anura; Ranidae. The record is from the annotation of a GenBank genome assembly.
GCCUAUCAGUGCCAGUCAGUGCCGCCUAUCAGUGCCACCUAUCAGUGCCAUCAGUGCCUCCUCAUCAGUGCCCAUCAGUGCCACCUAUCAGUGUCCAUCAGUGCAGCCUCAUUAGCGCACAUCAGUGAAGGAGAAAAAUCACUUAUUUACAAAAUUUUAUAACAAAAACUAAGAAAAAACUUAUUUUCAAAAUUUUCAGUGGUUUUUGGUUUGUUUAAGAAAAAAUAAAAAACCCAGAGGUGAUUAA